Molecule: messenger RNA, 993 nt
Organism: Penicillium manginii
Lineage: Eukaryota; Fungi; Ascomycota; Eurotiomycetes; Eurotiales; Aspergillaceae
Product: 5'-methylthioadenosine/S-adenosylhomocysteine nucleosidase family protein
Exons: 1
Coding region: 1-993 (330 amino acids)
Biological process (GO): nucleoside metabolic process
Molecular function (GO): catalytic activity
Source: RefSeq, a predicted model, not a curated record
AUGACCUUCACCCACUCCGACUACACCAUUGGUUGGAUCUGCGCCCUCCCCCUGGAGAUGGCCGCCGCAAAGGCAGCCCUUGACGAGCUGCAUCCCCGACUCCCCGCCAGCCCCAACGAUCACAACCUCUACACCCUGGGCGCCAUCUGCGGCCACAACAUCGCCAUCGCCUGCCUUCCUGCUGGUGUUUACGGCACCACCUCUGCCGCUAUUGUUGCAACUCAUCUCACCUCCACCUUCGCAGGUCUACGCUACAGCCUGAUGGUCGGCAUCGCCGGCGGCGUUCCCCACCCUAGCACCACCGAUAUCCGCCUAGGAGAUAUAGUGGUCAGCAAACCCACCGGCACAAACGGCGGCGUGAUCCAGUACGACUACGGCAAGACUCUGACAAGCGGUCGUUCUCACCGCACCGGAUGUCUAAAUAAACCUCCCGCCGAGCUAUUAGCCGCGCUGGCGACGCUUGAAUCCGACCAUCUCCUCGGCCAGUCGACCAUCCCCGUGCAUUUAGCCCAAAUGCAAGCGCGAUUCCCUGCCUUUGCGUCUCCCGGCCCGCAGUAUGAUUUUCUCUUCGACCCCUUGUAUCCGCAUGUUGGAGGAAGCGCGGAAGAAUGUCAUCCUAAGUGCGAGAAGAGUCGCCAUGUCCCCCGUCCGCAAAGGGGGUCUCCCGGUCCACGAGUUCAUUAUGGACUGAUUGCGUCGGGAAAUCAAGUUAUGCGUGAUGCAGUAACGAGGGAUUCCAUUGCUCGUCAGCUAGAGGGCGUGCUGUGCUUUGAGAUGGAAGCUGCGGGGCUGAUGGAUCAGUUUCCUUGCUUAGUUGUGAGAGGAAUUUGCGAUUAUGCCGAUUCGCAUAAGAGCAAACGUUGGCAAGCGUAUGCUGCUGCUACUGCCGCUGCGUAUGCGAAGGAGUUGUUGGGCGUUAUUCCGGUGCAACAGAGGGGUCAGCAGACUGCUGAUGCUAAGAAAGUGAGGCGGGAACGGUUGAAACAGGUAUGA